AUAUUACAUUACAGUGUCAAAUUUGAAAAAUCGAGGGCACUGGGAUUCCUGUAAAAUUGAAAUUCUGUAAUCCUAGUUUUUCUUUUUAUUUUUAUUUUUUAACUGAAACAACACUGUCUCCCGACAUAACUCUCGUCUUUCUGGCGCUGUCUCUCGACCCUGAAAAUUCGCCGGCAGCUGCACGAACAAGGUUCUCUCUGUGCUAUCAACAGAUUCUCUGUAACGAAUUUUAAACUUAGAGAAAGAAUUUCAUGGCAGGCAAUGGCCUGUCAUCCUUGGGCCGUGUAAAACUUGCUGAUCUAGCACCUUCAGAAGGCCUUCCUUCAGAUGCAUACAAGAUAUCAGUCUCUACAUUGUCACACUCACUUGCUCAGUAUUCAGCUGUCAUCAUUCAAUUCCCAGCAAGUGAUGGAGCUCUCUUAAGAUCUGGUUUAGAUUCUGCUCGUCUCUACUUCCAUCAAAGAGCUUCAUAUCCAGCAGCAGAUAUGAUUCACACGAAUGAUUCUCGUGAGUGGUGCAAGACUUCUGGUUACUUUGCUGAUCCUCAAUUAUGGCAGGAAAUUUAUGAUUACAGACCUGGCCUGACCCCUAUGGAACCCAGCAAUGGAAUGGAAUUUCAUCCAGCAGGUUUGCCUGACAUAUUUUCUCUGCUUGGAAAUGCAGCUAGGGUUAUACUGGAUGCCAUCAGCUUCUAUUUGAACCUGCGCAGUUCUCCAUUCACUGAAAUACUGGAUAAUGUUCCCCUGAGAAGCAGGGAGAUAUCAUCUUCUGCAUUGUCUGUAUGCUGUUAUGCAAGGCCAUCUUUUCAGGGAGCACAUCACCAUAAUUUAACAACACAAGAGGAUGGUCAGUUGGUUAUGUAUCCUGAGCAGGAGCACCAAGUUGAUAAGAGUUUGAUAUCUUUGGUUAAGUCAGACAAAGCCGGCUUACUUGUAAGAGAUCUGCAUGGGAGAUGGGUCCUUGUUGAUGAGCAUCUUGGUCCUCAAGAAGUUGUUGUUUAUCCUGGACUUGCACUCUAUCAAGCAACUGCAGGCUAUAUCAUUCCUGCACUGCACAGAACAGAGAUUAAUAACAUGCAGGAUAACAUGUAUGGACGGUGCUCUCUGGCUUUCAAACUUAUGCCAAAAUCUAUGACCAGUCUCAGCUGCUCAGAGAUGAGAGCAGCUGGUCAUGGGGUUGAAGCUCAGUUCCAGCUUCCAAUACCAGUGGAUGACUUCAUGCAGAGAUCGCACCCAACGGAGCAGCUACUCAACAGGAACACUUUCCAGAAUUAUAAUUUCCCAACACCCCAAGAUGGAUCUAUGAAACCUUUAAUGAGGAGGAAGAAGAAUAAUUCGAGAUGCAAACCUCUGCCACCUUCCAAGAGAUUACGUCUUGAGGCACAGAGACUGCUUAAGGAGAGGGUUCAGGAAAUUGCAGAUAAGAAGGGCAUCAAACUAAGGUUCUGUAAUCUGAAGGAGUGUGAGAAUCAUAUUCAUUCCUUAGAUAGCCCAUGUGCCACUAUAAGAAUGGAGAUUGGGUGGCCACAUGGAGUGCCGUUUGUUCAUCCACAUGAUCUACCUAAUAAGUCAAAGAUAGCUUUCCUUGAAGCAUAUGAACCUGGUUGGACAGCAUCCCAUGAUAUGGAGUCAAGUCUAAGUGAACAUGUACAGGCUGGUCAACAGUCAGCAAAUUGCAACUGUAAAUCUCUUGUUCAAGCUCUAUAAUUACCACACAUCUAGUUUUCUGGUUUUUCUGUUUUUGCACAUCAUCUACACACACCUCACCCUUAUAGCAUGAAUGAUUUACUGGCUUUCCACAUAUUUUGAAUGAGCUGCUUAACAUCAUGUUGAUUGAUUUUGAAAUCCCAAUGGUUAUUAUUUUGGUAGCAAUGUUGAGGGAAUCACUCCAAUAGAAUCCAAAUGUGCAAUCACCCUUGGUUAGGUUGUACGAGUUUGUUUUGCAGUCAGCUUUAGAACUUCCAGUUUUUGUUAUUGAGGCAGCACAUAACCGGAACCAAGCUGCCCUGCUGAAGUUGCACUUCACAGCUCAGUUUUCUUGCAGGCAAGAAUAACUAUGCGUGUUGUCUGUAAACUAGAUCAUCUGUAAAUAUUUGGUUUGAAGGAACAUUUAGUAGUCUUUCUUUGUUCAUCUAAAGUCAUCUGUUGAGAGUAUCGGACAUGGUAUGUUCUAUGAAGGAAUUAUAUGAAUAAUUCUAAUAAAUUUGAGUUUUUGGU
Molecule: messenger RNA, 2216 nt
Organism: Rubroshorea leprosula
Lineage: Eukaryota; Viridiplantae; Streptophyta; Magnoliopsida; Malvales; Dipterocarpaceae
Source: the annotation of a GenBank genome assembly